AUGGACGCAAUAGCAGCAGCUGAAGAACGAAUCGUCAACGAUCGAAUGCGGCAGAAACUGAAUGAAGUCAAUUCUGCUGCUAAGUCUCAACUCGCUUCUGUUCAAGAUCAUGUCAAUUUUACGCUCCAGAGAGCUUAUUUUAAGUGUGCAUACGAGUGCUUUGAAAGGACGAGAACCAAUGACGAGAUAAGCAACUGUGUGGAGCAUUGUAGUGUUCCUGUUCUUCAAGCGCAGAACCUUAUUGAAGGGGAAAUGGCCAAGUUUCAGGAACGGCUGAACAGAUCAUUAAUGGUCUGCCAGGAUAAAUUUGAGCAAGCAAGGCUCCAAGGGGACACAAGUGGUGCCUUAAAGAAUUUAGAGUCAUGUGUUGAUCACUCAGUCCAGGACAGCGUUAAUUCAUUGCCAUCUCUAGUUGGUAGACUGAAGAAUGCUCUUUCCAUGACCGAGUAG
Molecule: messenger RNA, 450 nt
Organism: Oldenlandia corymbosa var. corymbosa
Lineage: Eukaryota; Viridiplantae; Streptophyta; Magnoliopsida; Gentianales; Rubiaceae
Source: the annotation of a GenBank genome assembly